Messenger RNA from Saccharomyces kudriavzevii IFO 1802, 528 nucleotides. RefSeq names its product DUP/COS family protein. NCBI's taxonomy places the organism in Eukaryota, Fungi, Ascomycota, Saccharomycetes, Saccharomycetales, Saccharomycetaceae. The coding region runs from base 1 to 528 and encodes 175 amino acids. The record is from RefSeq and is a predicted model, not a curated record. The transcript has a single exon.
AUGCAGUCUCCUCCUGAAGACGUUUUCAAUUCGUAUUGGAGUUAUUUGCUGUAUGAAAUGGCUCAUUAUAAACCGAUUUUGUCCUUGUUGGUGGUAAUCGUGAGUUUAGUCUUAUUGAUUUUGUUUUUUCAUGACAAUGAAGUGUGCGUUGUGGCUUCUAUAGUGUCGCUUAUCUUUUGCAUUUUCAUUUUACCUUUUAUUUCAGAUGCAUUUACCCAACCGAUUAGUGAUAAAGAUUUCAAAAUUAAGCUUUCAGCUGAAGUAAUCGCACUUAGACCAGCUGGGAAAGGAUGGGGGACUACCGCAUAUAACAUGAAUCAAUAUCUGUUCGAUGAAGGACUAUGGAAUACCCCGUACUACUUCUACCGCGGCCGGGAAUGCCACGACUUUUUCAGAACCAUUACCAAGGAUGUUCCAAAAGAUACAGAACGAACUUUGAAGUGGUAUAUGUUGAAAGCAGCAGAAGUUGAGGAAGAAGCUCAACUUGAGUACUGGAGGAAACAGUAUCCCGACGCUAAUUUACCUUGA